UUUAAUUUUAGAAGUAAAAUUAUAGCGUAACCACCUCAUUCUUUUCACCCUGGAGUAGUCAAAUGUGACUUUAACAGACGUCACACUAUCUAAGAAAGGAAUGAUCUCAGUUGGUGCAGAUACAAUAGUUUGCAUCACAGCAUUCCUCUACAAUUUUGGUGAAUAACACAAGUGUUUUUUUUUUUUUUUUUUAAUUGAAUAUGGAAUCGUAUUGUACAGAAUUAUUGAUUUCUUUUGAACAUAAAGUCAAAUUCCAAGAUGACCUAUAUUGGGAAUAUCUGAAACUUGCUUCAUGAAGAGAUAACCCUAUACUCUGAUAUGUAUGUGCAGAUGGUGUGUGUGAAUUGGUAGGGUUACUUUACUCUUCACCUGGCAGUAAGGCAGGUGACACCAGUUGUGUAGUGUCAGAUUUUUGAGCCACACAAUAAUGACAAUGUCUUUUUUUUUCUGUCAUGACAAGGUAGUGUCUGAAGUAAAGAAUGCCUGUAUUAAUCAUUUUAAAGAGUUCCUGACCAUAUGUUUCUUUGAUGUUAAAUUCCAAAUGGCUCACAUUUUGCAGGUUUCUUUGUGGCCUGUAUUUGCCUGCAGCAUUCUUCAUUAUAAUAACAAGCAUAAAAGCAUGUGUCCACCUCUGCUCUUCUUUUCACCCUAUAGGGCCUUAAGUCUGGCAUGUCUAAUAUGCUGCUGCUUUAUCAUUUUAAACCAUGUUUUUGGUGCAAUCAGGAAAAAAUGGGGUCAUAUUUACAGGUCCUUAUUAAAAAAUCUUCUUGUUCCAACAUUUUUUUUUUACUUACUGAUCAACAAUUCCAAUACGGCAAUCUAUCUGCAAUAUCAGGGUGGGCCAGUAUAUGUGCAGCUUUAUACUUAAAGUAAUCUGCAAGCUCGAGGUUUUAUAGGUCACUAGGGAAGCAAAGCUUUCAGAGAUUAUUUACAGCUGAAAGUCAAAAGAUUUGGCAGCUAAAUCAGUCAGUGUAUUCAAAAUCAGGCAACUGCAUUUGAAAACUGGAGGGGGCAGAGCUGAAUGGGACCAGUGCAACAUGCUUGGCACUGUGUAUGCAGUAUAUUCAUAUUUCCAACAAUACUAAUUACGUAACACACCUACUGCUAUUUGCAUUCAUUCUCUGAUAACAACCAGAUGUUUACAAAGACCACCAGAAAACAGAAAUUGGCACUCUUGGUCAGGUUUUUGAAAUUAUUUCUAUGGUUUUGAAUUAUUCCCAUCUAGUUUUCGCCUACAAAAGUUAAUAGGUGCAAAAAAUAUAAAACCAUUUAAAUAAAAAAAAAUAAAAAAAUUGCAAAACAUUUCAUUUGUGGGUUGAGUGCAUUCCUUUUCCACAAAUUAGAACACGGUCUGUGGUAGAACCCUAGAGUUCCUCUGAUUAGGUGUUUUUUAGAAUACUGACAACACCUAUACUUGAGAUUUAGUGCUGAUGAUACUGUUAAUGUGGGCCUCUGUUUAUAGCACGUUCACUACAUAUAGUUCUCUUAACCUGUAAUUUAGAAAGUAAUUUGCUUAUUUAGUUUGGAUAUGCAGUACUUGGAAUUCACUUGCUAUUAGUUUCUUUUGAAGCACUGUUUUGUCUUAUGACGAGUAGUGUUGAUAUUUAUUUUUUUCCUACAUAGACACUAUGCCAGAGCUGUAUCCGGAGCAAUUUGAAGAUGUCGUGGAGUUCAUUCAAGCCACAAUAAAAAGAUUAAAGAGAUCCCCAGACUGGGCACUUCCAGCUCAGAACAAAGGGGACAAGAGACGGCAAAAAGCUCCAGCAAACACAGACACUACCAUAAAAAAACCUGCCAGGAACAGGAACCAGGGCUGUGUUUUAAAGGAGAUCCAUUUAAAUGUAACCGACCUGGAUUUAGGUUACCAGACCAAAGAGGAGCUUCUUUUCAGGUACUGUAGCGGCUCCUGCAACUCCCGGGACACCACCUAUGACGUGAUACUGCAAAAUUUAAUAAAAAACAAAAAGCUGGUCAAAGAGAAAGUGAAAAUGCAGGCCUGCUGUCGGCCCACAGCCUUUGACGAUGACGUAUCGUUUUUAGACGACAACCUGAUAGACUAUCGCACGCUUAAAAAACAUUCCGCCAGGAAAUGUGGCUGUGUCUGAGUUGUUUUUCUUUGGAACAUGUUGCAUUCCUGCAAUGUUUGCAGAUGGGACCAAGGUUCCUAGAUAAUUAUCAGUCCCAGGGGGAGAACAGGACCAAGGAUCCAGAACAGAAGACAGGGGGGCUGCUGGUACUAGAAGUCAAAGUCGCCUAAGGACCAGGAGGGAGAAGACAUGAUUGCUCUGGUCCAUGUACAUGGAGAUACAAGAGCAAGUGGUUUUAAAGCCACACUUCACAACAUAUUUUAUGUUUCUGUGGUCAUUGCAGGUUUACAGUAUAUGGGUCCCAUUAUUGUUCAAUGAAACCAGAUUCUGUGCUCAUAAACAUAGCUGAAAAGUCAGCAGUGGAGUUGAUUAAGUUAUAUUCUUCGCAUUCCUUCAAAGUAGUAUCACUUAGCCUACUAACUUAAAUUGACCAGUUGUCUAGUAAAAUUAUCCUAGACCCCGAAGAAACAUAUAACCUUUAACUUCUUAUACAUUGUACACGCAGCAAACCCGUACAUGGUUAUGGGCACAGUUUGUCUGUAAUAAAUGUAUGUUUUUAAAAAUAGUACUACUUCUACAGUUAGACUAAGCCAAGUUGUUGACACUACUGUAUUUGCAUUGGGUAUAAUUUAAAAUAGGGGGAAAAUAUUCUAGAACACUGAAGGGUUCACAGGGAGUAAAAUAUCAACAAGGGAAACUGUAGCGAUAGUGUAAAUCUUAGUAUAAAAGACAGUAUUCUCCUCAUUCCAGUUGUUGUUAACUUGAAUGUAUAAGGCAUCCAUAGGUUUUUGAUAACAUUAGCUGGUUUUACAAUACCCUUGCUGAAAUGAGUUAUGUGAAGAAUUCAUUAUUUUCUUGAAAUACUGGUCCAGAUGUUGAAUGCCUCAAUAAGAAAAGGUAGCACGAAAGGGAGUUGUGUUUAUGGGCAUUUCUUUGGAAAGGCUACAUGUCAAGGUUAGCUUAGAUCUGGCUAUGCUGCUCAGAACAGAUUUCUAAAGUUUACAAAAGACUCCUACUUCUCUUUUAAUCAGAUCACUCAGUCAGAGGCUGGUCACGGAGGCCAAAGGGACUACCUGAUACA
Molecule: messenger RNA, 3168 nt
Organism: Polyodon spathula (Mississippi paddlefish)
Lineage: Eukaryota; Metazoa; Chordata; Actinopteri; Acipenseriformes; Polyodontidae
Product: glial cell line-derived neurotrophic factor-like
Exons: 1
Coding region: 1629-2105 (158 amino acids)
Biological process (GO): positive regulation of branching involved in ureteric bud morphogenesis; peripheral nervous system development; negative regulation of neuron apoptotic process
Molecular function (GO): growth factor activity; glial cell-derived neurotrophic factor receptor binding; receptor tyrosine kinase binding
Source: RefSeq, a predicted model, not a curated record